Messenger RNA from Didymosphaeria variabile, 4005 nucleotides. RefSeq names its product pig-Q (gene gpi1). Gene Ontology annotation, cellular component: membrane; endoplasmic reticulum. The record is from RefSeq and is a predicted model, not a curated record. The coding region runs from base 1 to 4005 and encodes 1334 amino acids. Gene Ontology annotation, molecular function: transmembrane transporter activity. Gene Ontology annotation, biological process: GPI anchor biosynthetic process; transmembrane transport. Lineage: Eukaryota; Fungi; Ascomycota; Dothideomycetes; Pleosporales; Didymosphaeriaceae. The transcript has 11 exons.
AUGCACGCCUUCUCUAUCCUAACGCUCGGCAUCUUCGUUGCCGGAUACUCUACUGCGCGCUGGGACCUGGUCAACCGUCUAUACGAGCUUGCUAUCUUCGCCUGGGACCACGGCGUCAUUUCGAGGGUAGUGCAGGGCAUCGCAGUCCUGUCAAUCCUCUUCUUCCUCGUCAUCCUCCCCAUUGAGCGCCUCGCCUCACACGAGGUCGGUCUGCAGCCGGCGGUGGCAUCUCUGCUCGCGAGCAGCUCAAGCGGCGCGGAUCCUUCUGACGCGAAACACUAUGUUGACAUGAUUACACAUAAUGUAUUGAUGCGCAUAUUCUGGCCAUCCGAUGCGCCUAAGGGUCCCGCACCCGGCGUACUCGUUGGCUUUCGUAACUCGGAGCUCGAUAUGUUCGUUGUAGCUAUAUUGCAAGAGGUGGGGUUGCCCAGCGUCGAAAAUGCGCUGCAGGUUGGGACAUUACUGCGCCAACAGCGUCGUGACAUCCAGGAGCUCCUCAAGCUGUGCCACCACUCGUCGUUGCGCGCUCUUGGACGCAUCAAUCCGCCAGAAUCGCCCAAGCAUUUCGAUCCACACCACCUGGUCGCUUAUACCGAGCCUGGGACCCGUUUGCCGCGCGUAUACUGCCCCAUCGAUACGGAUAUGACCCUGCAAGUCAUCGUGUACGAUCGCCCAAAUCCUAAGUACAUGCAAUACUUGUCCCUGAAUCCAAUAUCACUUGCACUGGGUGACAAAGCGGAAGGUGAAAGAUGGGACUCAGCUUUCGAGGGCGUCGAAGAGGAAGAAGAGCGUGAACGCAAAAGGAAGGCAGAGCUGGUGGAAAAGCUGACGCUUCAUACUGUCAUAGCACACCCGGUCACGCAGAAAGAACUCCUACUUCCCGUGCUCAUCGAUCAGAUUAACUGCUCCUUCGAGCUGAACACUGUGUUGCAGAAAAAUAUUGACGUUAUCGGAAGACGCACCAAACGAGCACAAAGUGUGAGUGAGCAUGUAUUCGAAUCUGCAAGCACCUUCUGGGAUUACAUUCGCAAUGCCAUCGGGUAUGUGUGGCGUGUGCGGAUGUACCCACUCAUCGCACAGAUUCUCAUCCUGGUCUUGAUGACCCAACGCUUCACAAGCGAGAUUGCCCUACGAGCCUUGGAUUGGCGGCCGGGCUCCACCAACAGUCCUGCUCUCAAAGACGUAUCUGCGACAGCUCAGCAGCUUGACAUUCGUCUUCAGCAACUCUGUUAUUGGCCUAUCCAGUUCAUGACGCUGCGGAAGCGCAAAGAGAAUUGGGGAAGCAUCACCAACAGCCAUCCUGAAUAUAUCAGGUUCUAUAAUAGCCUUUGGUUGGUUGCCAACGAUGUCAUCAUUGGCGUCGCCCUUGGCUCUUUCAUAUUCGAUAAUUCACUAUACGUCGCCGCCCAAUUUGAUACAGUGUUUCAUGAGUGGUCGAUCGAAGGUCUGCGCCGCAUGAUUGUCUGGCUCUCGGAAUGGCCUGGCGGCUUGAAGCUCAACACUGAGCUUGCAGACUUCCUGGGUGAUUUGUUUCUCUGGGUAAUCGAUUAUUGGGCUGGAUGCAUGAGUGUUCUGCGACCCCAUCUUCCUACCUUCAUUCGCCUCAUAGGGCUUUCAGCAUUCGCAGGUGCUACUAUGCCCAUCUCACUCUUCUCAGACUUAACGUCACUGCUCACUUUGCAUAUUUAUUCCUUCUACGUCGCAUCAGCUCGCAUUUUCAACUGGCAAUUGAACAUCCUCUUGUCGCUCUUCCACCUGUUCCGAGGCAAGAAGCGAAACGUGCUGCGAAAUCGUAUCGAUUCGUGUGAUUACGAUCUGGAUCAGCUCCUGCUCGGGACCAUCCUCUUCACGCUGCUCUUCUUCCUGCUUCCGACCGUUCUUGUCUUCUACUUACUAUUCGCAUCCGCGAGAGUUGGUGUCAUUGGCCUGAAGGCAGCCCUGGAAAUGGGUUUGGCGUGCCUCAACCACUUUCCGCUGUUUGCUAUUACGCUUCGUAUCAAGGAUUCGAGUCGCCUACCUGGAGGUGUUUGCUUCGAGCUGCAAAUCCCGAGAAGCAUCGAGUUGCACGAUCCAGAUGGUUCGGCCUCAGCGCCCGCUUCGUAUAUCCUUUUGAAGCCGAUACCUCUUUCUUUCCGACAAAUAUUCCAUUCGUACUUUGAGCUGGGCGACCGCAUACGUAAACACUACUUCUCACCAAGCGUCUUCAUAUGCCUUGUCUAUGGGCAAUCUGUUCCUCCGAUCCACAGGCGCAACUUAUACAGUCUACAGUAUAGUAUGCUGCCGGCUAAAAGAACGGAAAUCUCAGAGCUAUGGAUGCGGCUCACUGGGAAGGAAUCUCCACGCGCCGAUCGAUCAAACGGUAAUCUCACGAAACGGAAGGUUUUGACGAAUGAUGUUGCCAAGACAGAUAAGAACGACACCAGAAUGGGCAUCACCAAGGGAAGCAGCAAGGCCAAAGGGCAAACGGCGGAUCCGGUCCUCACCCGCCUUGUCGCAGAAGACACCGUAUCGUGGGCUCGCAAACCGCACCUGCGGAAUCUUUAUUUGUUGCUCGUGCCGGCUGCUAUUGGGAUUGAGAUCACGUCUGGCUUCGAUUCGCAACUUAUCAAUGCUCUGCAGAUUGUUCCCUCAUGGAUUACUUACUUCGGCCACCCCGAGGGCUCGCUCAAGGGUAUCAUCGCUGCGGCGUACUCUCUUGGUGCUAUUCUCUCGCUUCCUUUCAUUCCCAUGGUGGAUGACCGGGUCGGACGUCGAGGCUCGAUCAUGGUCGGCUCGAUCAUCAUGAUCAUCGGAGCUCUCAUCCAAGGAUUCUCGCAGAAUGUGACCAUGUACAUCUUCGCCCGACUCAUCCUCGGCUUCGGCAUCCCCGCCUGCAUCGUGGCCGGCUCCUCACUUAUCGGCGAACUCGGCUACCCCAAGGAACGCCCCGUGCUCACCUCUCUAUUCAACGUCUCCUAUUUCGUCGGCCAGAUCAUCGCCGCCGGCAUCGUAUUCGGAACUAACAGCAUCCCCAACGACUGGGCAUGGCGCGUUCCCUCCCUCCUUCAGCUCUUGCCCUCGCUCCUUCAAUGCAUAUUCGUGCUAUUUCUCCCAGAGAGCCCGCGUUGGCUCAUCAACCACGAUCGGAUUGAGGAGGCGGAGGCCAUAUUGGUGAAAUACCAUGCUGAGGGGAAUCCCGAGAGUGAAUUUGUGAAGGGGGAGAUUGCACAGAUUAGGGCCACGAUUGAGUUGGAGAGUGAGGCAGCGAAGAGGGGGUGGAUGGAUUUGCUGAAUACAAGUGGGAUGCGUCGUAGAACUCUUAUAACAGCUAACCUAGGUCUGUUCACGCAGUGGUCGGGGAACACGCUCAUUUCCUACUUCUUCGGCGACCUCAUGAAGAUGAUCGGCAUCAAAGACGCGCUUACCAAGCAGAAGCUCAACGUCGGCUACGCGGCAUGGUCCCUCGUAACUGGCGGCGUCAUCGCCCUUAUCGUCACGCGCUUCAAGCGCCGCACCCUGUACAUGCUCUGCACGCUGUCACUGCUCGUUGUGUAUACCGGCUGGACCAUCGCCUUCAAGUACGCUGUCACUGCCGACAAAGCUGGAGGACACAAUGGGCCUGCUAGCGCUGCCAGUGCAUUCUUCAUCUUUGCGUAUCAGCCGUGCUAUAAUAUUGGAUUUAAUGCUCUAACGUACACGUAUAUGGUCGAGGUAUGGCCCUAUAUGGAGCGCUCCCGCGGCAUUGCCGUCUUCCAGCUGUUCGGCCGUCUGGCGGGUUUCUUCACUACCUUCGUCAACCCCAUCGGGCUUGACAACAUCUCGUGGAAGUGGCUCAUCGUAUAUGUCGCUUGGCUUACCUACGAAGUCGUCUUCGUCUGGUUCUUGUUUCCCGAGACGGCGAAUCGUACGCUCGAAGAACUUGCUUUCUUGUUCGAGGGUGAGGAGAAGAACAUUCGGGCUAGUGAGGCGGUGGAAAAGGUUGUUGUUGAGAGGGAAGAGAACGUUGUUAGUGAUAAGAAGGUCUGA